This is a messenger RNA of Octopus bimaculoides (California two-spot octopus), 609 nucleotides long. RefSeq lists its product as uncharacterized. The record is from RefSeq and is a predicted model, not a curated record. Gene Ontology annotation, biological process: regulation of alternative mRNA splicing, via spliceosome. Lineage: Eukaryota; Metazoa; Mollusca; Cephalopoda; Octopoda; Octopodidae.
AUGCUGUUUGAUCUGGCAAUGGAUGAACAAGGAGUAUUCAGUACGUCAUUACAGAAAGAAUCUCGAAAAAACAAACUGAAAAAACAGGCACAGCUAGAGAUCGAUAAAGCACUGCAGGAUGAUCCUUCAGUUUAUGAAUAUGACAAAAUCUAUGAUGACAUCCAAUCAGAAAAAAUCAAAACUGAUCUUUUGUUAAAAACCAAAGCAGACAAAAAGCCCAAGUAUAUUGAGGGUCUAUUGAAAGCAGCUGCGAGUAGGAAAAAGGAACAGGAGAAACGUACGGAGAGGAAGAUACAGCAGGAACGUGAGGCGGAGGGUGAAGAGUUUAAAGACAAGGAGGAGUUUGUUACAUCAGCCUACAAGAAGAAGUUACUGGAACUACAGGAAGAAGAAGAGAGAGAGAAGAAAGAAGCCGAGAUGGAAGCUUUGUUGGACGUCACCAAACAGAAGGAUCUGAGUGGCUUCUACAGGUUCCUGUAUCAACAGACAAGUGGCACAGACCCACAACAAGCUGACAAUGCUGACGACGAUGGCGGAGGAGGAGGUGAUGGGAGUAAGAAGACAACAACGGUGAAACAGGAACCAGAGGAUGUCGAAGAAGGAUUUUAA